Molecule: messenger RNA, 2548 nt
Organism: Camellia sinensis
Lineage: Eukaryota; Viridiplantae; Streptophyta; Magnoliopsida; Ericales; Theaceae
Product: pentatricopeptide repeat-containing protein At4g37170
Biological process (GO): RNA modification
Molecular function (GO): protein binding; RNA binding; zinc ion binding
Source: RefSeq, a predicted model, not a curated record
AUGUAUCCGGAUAAAAUCUGUGUUGAAGCUUUGGAAGCAACUGAGAGAGAGAGAGAGAGAGAGAGAGAGAGGGGGAGAGCAAACGGGCAGAAGCAAACGGCGGGCUGAAAUUUGACAAUCGAUCCAUGCCACCCUACACACGAUUAUGCUCAUUCUCUACCUUUCAUUGUUUCCCUCCAAGAUCACCGUAGAUACUCUGUUUCACUUUCAUCUUCUACAUUGUGAAAUCAUGAGAGCGACACAAUUUCAUCUCCAGAAAUUUCUCAAACUCAUGUCGGAUCGUUUCUCCUUAUCACAACCCAAGAGGACAAUCAGUUCCUCCUCUUCUCCACGACUCCAAUCGAACCAGAAACCUCCAAUUCCAAAAACUUUCUUCAAUUCAAACAGCAAUGGCGCUCUCGUAAACCGCUUGUGCAAAGACAAGAAAUUCAAUGAAGCUAUUGAAAUUCUUUGCGAACAAAAGCGUUUGGGUGAAGCAAUUCAGGUUCUAGACCUUGUUGAUCAUCCAAAUGCUGCAAUGUACUCGACUCUCAUACAACUCUGCCUCCACCAGCGAGCUCUCGAGGAGGGCAAAAGGGUUCACAAUCACAUUAAACUCUCUAGUUUUGUACCUGGGAUUUUCAUUUUCAAUCGCAUUCUUGAUAUGUAUUGCAAAUGUGGGAGCCUUGUGGGUGCUCGGAAUGUGUUUGAUGAAAUAUCUGAAAGAGACUUGUGUUCUUGGAACAUUAUGAUAUCUGGGUAUGCGAAAGUGGGACAAGUUAAAGAGGCUCGACACUUGUUUGAUUCAAUGCCUCAAAGAGAUCAUUUUUCUUGGACUGCCAUGAUUUCUGGGUAUGUUCGGCAUGACCAGCCUAAGGAUGCUCUAGAGUUGUACAGAGUAAUGCAGAGACAUGAGAAUUUGAACUGCAAUAAGUUUACUGUUUCUAGUGCUCUUACUGCUUCUGCUGCCAUUCAGACCUUGCACCUCGGGAAGGAGAUUCAUGGUCACAUUUUGCGAAUUGGGUUGGAUUCUGAUGCGGUUGUGUGGAGUGCCCUUUCGGAUAUGUAUGGGAAAUGUGGGAGUUUAGAAGAAGCACGGCACAUAUUUGAUAAGACAUUGGACAGAGACAUUGUUUCUUGGACAGCAAUGAUCGACAGGUACUUUGAGGAUGGAAAGAGGGAGGAGGGACUUUCAUUGUUCUCGGACUUGUUGAGGUCAGGGAUCAGACCUAACGAGUUCACAUUUGCUGGGGUUUUAAAUGAAUGUGCAGAUCAAACUGCAGAGGACAUUGGCAAGCAAGUUCAUGGGUACAUGAUGCGAGUUGGGUUUGAUCUGAUUUCAUUUGCAGCAAGUGCACUUGUUCACAUGUAUGCAAAGUGUGGGGACAUUGACAAUGCAAGAAAGGUCUUCAAAGGGAUGCAUCGGCCAGAUUUAGUUUCAUGGACUUCUAUGAUCAAUGGGUAUGCUCAAAAUGGUCAGCCCCACGAGGCUCUUCAGUUAUUUGAGUUGCUACUCAAAUCGGGUACUCAGCCUGAUCAUGUUACAUUUGUUGGGGUCCUUUCAGCUUGCACUCAUGCUGGUUUAGUUGAUAAAGGGCUUGAAUAUUUUCACUCAAUAAAACGGAAACAUGGGUUGACACAUACAGCUGAUCAUUAUGCUUGUGUGAUUGAUCUUUUGAGUCGAUCUGGCAGAUUUAAAGAAGCUGAAGAUUUGAUUAAUCAAAUGCCCAUGAAGCCUGAUAAGUUUUUGUGGGCUUCUUUACUUGGUGGUUGUAGAAUUCAUUCAAAUGUUGAACUGGCUAAACGAGCCGCAGAAGAAUUAUUUGUAAUAGAGCCCGAGAAUGCAGUUACCUAUGUUACCUUAGCCAACAUCUAUGCCACAGCCGGCAAGUGGGGCGAAGUGGCAAAGAUCAGAAAAAUUAUGGAUGACAGAGGAGUAGUUAAAAAACCCGGUUUAAGUUGGAUUGAAAUCAAAAGGAAGGUCCAUGUGUUCUUAGUGGGAGAUUCGACCCACCCAAAAUCUAGGGAAAUACAUGAUUUUUUGGGGGAGAUUUCAAAGAAGAUGAAGGGAGAAGGGUAUAUUCCUCACACAGAUUAUGUGCUACAUGAUGUGGAAGAGGAGCAAAAGGAGCAAAACCUCUCUUAUCACAGUGAGAAGCUUGCAGUUGCAUUUGGAAUUAUUGCUACUCCUCCAGGAACAACUAUAAAGGUUUUUAAGAAUUUAAGAACUUGUGUUGAUUGCCAUACAGCUAUUAAAUUUACAUCGAAGAUUGUUGAGAGGAAAAUAAUUGUAAGGGAUUCAAAUCGGUUCCAUUGUUUUGAAGAUGGGACCUGUUCAUGUAAAGAUUAUUGGUGAUUCAUGCCAGGGGUUGCUUUAAAAAUUAUGGUUUUGGAAAGGGAAAGCAGGAUUUGUUUCCAUAAUACAGCUGUUUUCUUGAAAAUUCGUCAUCUGAAAUGGAGAGCUUUCUGUCAUCUCUUCAAUGUCAGCCAGGAAUUUUGAUUGAAUCUGACUGAGUUUAAAGACAAAGAAUAAUGGCUUGUUUACAUAUCGAAGUUUUUUAUACAAUUU